UUGCUUACGAUCCUCAGGUCCCUGGGUUGCGUGACUGAAUCUCAGUUCAGAGACGUGCUUGGAAAGAUUCAUGCAGAAAUCGAAAGACGCCAGAGUCAUAAAUUGAAAUCAGCAGAGAGAGCAGCUACAAUUAGGGAGAUUUAUGCACCUCUACAUCAACAUGUUUAUCAUCUGCAGGAGUCAUUCCUGGCCCCAGAGUUUUUACAGUUGGUAAAAUACUGUACUUCAAAUGAUGCAACCAUGGAAGGACUAAUGAAACUCAUCCAGACAGAGGCAGCACCAAGGGUCUUUCGAUUCCCAGUGUUGCGAAAGGAAUUCUGCAAGGACUUUAUAGAAGAGCUGGAGCAUUUUGAACAGUCUGAUGCUCCGAAGGGCCGGCCAAACACCAUGAACAAUUAUAGAAUUCUCCUCAGUGAACUGGGCUUUGAUGAGAGUUUCUUCACUCCACUGAGGGAGGUCUAUCUGCAUCCACUCACGGCUCUGCUCUACAGUGACUGUGGAGGAAGCUGUCUGGACAGUCACAAGGCUUUCGUGGUCAAGUAUGAUAUGCGUGAAGACUUGGACCUUAGCUAUCAUUACGACAACGCUGAAGUCACUCUCAAUGUAUCACUGGGGAAAGACUUUACGGAGGGGAACCUGUUCUUUGGAGACAUGAGACGGGUGCUAGGCCGGCACAUGCACGGAGCUCUGCCCAUCUCCUCAGGCACACGCUGGAACCUGAUCAUAUGGAUGCAAGCUUCACGUGAGAGGAACAAACUCUGCCCUAUGUGUGGUAAGAGACCCACACUAGUGGAGAGUGACGUAUUCCGUGAUGGCUUCACUAUGGACACUAGUAGUAAUGUGUCAUGUUCUUUAACAUGAUGUUGUU
Sinocyclocheilus anshuiensis is the source of this 868-nucleotide messenger RNA. Its product is annotated as 2-oxoglutarate and iron-dependent oxygenase domain-containing protein 2-like. The annotation marks the transcript as partial. The transcript has 6 exons. NCBI's taxonomy places the organism in Eukaryota, Metazoa, Chordata, Actinopteri, Cypriniformes, Cyprinidae. Gene Ontology annotation, molecular function: oxidoreductase activity, acting on paired donors, with incorporation or reduction of molecular oxygen; L-ascorbic acid binding; iron ion binding. The record is from RefSeq and is a predicted model, not a curated record.